Schistosoma haematobium is the source of this 1645-nucleotide messenger RNA. It is a transcript of the gene UNC79, whose product is annotated as Protein unc-79. Lineage: Eukaryota; Metazoa; Platyhelminthes; Trematoda; Strigeidida; Schistosomatidae. The transcript is spliced from 4 exons. The record is from RefSeq and is a predicted model, not a curated record. Gene Ontology annotation, molecular function: protein binding. The coding region runs from base 396 to 1037 and encodes 213 amino acids.
AUUGCCAAAUGAAAGCGACUACACAAAAGAUCCAACGAUUGUUCAUAUAUGUCAGUCACUACACAAGGUUUUCAUCAUCCAAUAAUUUGGGGAAAGCUUUUAUAUGUUUCAUCACAUUUUACUCUGCCUAAACAAAACAAGCAAUUAUUUACUUUUCCAAUUGUAUAUUACGAUAGAUCAGAGGAUCUACUGACUGUAAAUCACCCAAGAAAGUAACACUAAAAUUCUCAAAACGUAGUUCAACAUUUGUCUUUCAAGAUGAAAAAAAACCCAAGCCAAUCAGAACUGAUUCAUCUAGUCAUAUUCAACAAGCACAACCUUUAGACUCACUAUCUGACUCAGUACAUCAGAUACACAAAAGUAAACGUACAAAUUUCCAACAAAGUAAACCUACGAUGCCAGUAAUUUCUGCUUCAUCACAUCCGUUAGGAUCUAGAGAUGAUUUGUUAUCCCAGAAUAAUGCUUCUACUAAAGAUUCAUGUAGUAUUAAUUCACUAACUGUAGAUCGUUCACGAUCUAUUACUGAAGGUUAUAAUUUAUUUGAAGGAAUAAAAUCAGAUAAAAAAUCAGAAAGUACAAAGAAGCAUAGUUAUAUACCAUCUUCUUCUUAUGCUACUGUCACUACUUCUCUACAUACUACAAAUACAAAUGUUCAGUCUCAUAUUUCUAGUACAAAUACAAUGCCUAGUUUAACAGCCGCUGCAAUAACUAUGGCAUUGACCACUGAAAGAUGUCCAUGGUGUCAGUGUAUUCUAGAUCAUUAUGAUGAAAAUACUAUUGGUUUAGGUAUUCUAUGUUUAUCUACAUUUGUGCAUCGUGAACCUGGUUUAGCAGCUCCAUAUUUACGCGAUAUGUUGCUUAUUACAGCACGUCUAGCCAAUGCAUAUUUUUAUUCUUGGCAACCUGAACUUCCACAUGUGAUUAGUCCAGGAAAUGUGGCAAGCAUUGCUCAUCAGUUUCUUCGUUGUACAAUGUAUAAUUUAGCCCCGAAUGGCCUGUUUACUCAACUAUUUCAAACUCAUAUUACAGGCAAGUAAUUAACUUACAAUAAUUUUAUCGGAUACUGAUAAAUGAUCCCACAUGAACUAUAAAUUACCAUCUAGCUUUUUGUGACAAUAUUUUGUUAUUAAGAUCAAAAAGCCACUCGUCUUACUUACUUUUUUUGACAAUAUCUAGAAGUGGAGAUCACCAUCUUUUAAAUUAUGUUUUCUGAAUGUACAAUCUGAAUUAGAUCCAACGCAGAAUUAUCUUCGCCUAUGCUAUUAGCACCUAUGAAAUAUAUUACUUGUCAAUGAUACAGGAUUUACAUUUAAGGUUACAGCUGUUUAUAACCACGAACAGCGUUUGCGCUUCAUUUUAGUCACAUUAUACGUUUCAUUAUAUUAACCACCCGUGCUACGCCAUGUAUAUCACCUCAUAGGUUUUAAACUGCAAUAAAGAUUGUAGGACUGUGGUCAUUCUUACCACAGAACUAAAAGCAAUUGAAACUUGUAUAUGAAAAUUACAAAUCCAGGAAUUUAUUUGAGUCCAGAGUGACAGAGAGAAAGUUGUUGAAUUUUUUAAUGAAUACAUACCUCAGCUGAAAGGUUUAAUUUACAUGAAGAUCAGAGAUUAGACUAACUAUUUUUACGGCAAUCAAGUAACA